Molecule: messenger RNA, 4980 nt
Organism: Venturia canescens
Lineage: Eukaryota; Metazoa; Arthropoda; Insecta; Hymenoptera; Ichneumonidae
Product: glucose dehydrogenase [FAD, quinone]-like
Exons: 3
Coding region: 1664-3571 (635 amino acids)
Molecular function (GO): oxidoreductase activity, acting on CH-OH group of donors; flavin adenine dinucleotide binding
Source: RefSeq, a predicted model, not a curated record
AGCUCGAGGGAGAAAUUAGCACACAAACGUGUACGUGUUACGCUAAUUCGUUUUCGAAUUAUGCAAAUCUGGUGAGGCGCGUUUGUCCGGGCUCGUGCGUGGAUGACGAGACGACGAUGGAUGUGGGAACAGUUGUUGAACUUGCUUUCAAUUCUUUUCAAGGAUCACGUUUCUUCUCACACAUUAUUCACGCUCACUUGAGCCACGAAAAUUUAAUGAACUUGAGCAAUUUCAAAUCAACUUGAGUACUGUCAAAACGAAAGUCCAUAGUCUCGCACGUAUUUGAUACAAUUAACAAGAUCGUUUCAUUGAGAGAUAGAAUUUUCGUUUCAAUUGCGUUCGAUGCUACCAAUAAAAUGUUUCUGAGAUGAAACAAUUAACUUGUCAGUGAUGCAACGAGUCGUUAGUCCAACUGACGAGCUUUCAUGCCAAUGAACAAACUCUCGUUAAUGACGUUAAGCUUGUUGCUUAACAUUUUUGAGGUGAGCAGCUGUCUAUAAAAAUCGUUUUAUUCGUUGAUGAAUAUCUCACGAAUGUACUGUUUCAAGGAAAACUGAAGUUGCCGAACGAAUUUUGGACAAAUUAAAUGUCAAAGUUGAGUAAAAAUGUCAUUUCGUUGCAUCGGUUGAAUGAGACGAAGUCCUUACCUUCACACUUUUUUUCUUGUCACUCUUAUCAAUGAAGAAAUUCACUUGAAAAACGACAGCUCGGAUCAGGACGACACAUAGAAUAAUUUUACUGAAAACACGAGACCAACGGGAGUAAUUCCUUGACAGGCAUGCCAAACUUUGUCUUUAUUUCAACGCAAUUUUCAAUUACCGAGAAUACAUUUUCUAUCAAUCCUAAGUGAUUAAAAUAAAGGUAUUUCUGAAUAUAAUUAAUAUUAUCAUUCACACAGGUGAAAAAUUUCGCAUUGUUCAUCCGAAAGAAUAGUAAUCAUUCAGUAUCUACGUUUAAGGUAGCAUUAAAGGUAGCAUAAAUCUAAAGAGAUUUAGCAACAAGCUUAAAAACCAAAUCGAAUUAUUUGGCUUCAUUCGAUCGAUCAAUGUACAUAAGAAUUUUGGUGUUCGAGUCGACUGAACUAAACUUCAUUCGUUUUAUUAUUUCCGUGCGGAAUAUUUAUUUCCAAAUUUUUCGGUGAACUUUAUUCAUGUUUCGAGUUACGUGAAUUCAUGGCACUAUUUUUGGCAAAUAAUUACGAAAAGAUCGUUUUUAUUGUCUCAAGGAUUUAGACGGAUAUGGCGAUUUCUCCGAGCGACGGAAACGCGAAGAUGUAAGAACUCGGCGACAGAUAAAUUGGAAGCAAAUUGUGAAACGAAUAAUAUUUACGUCGUACGGUGGAAAAAGAAGGUCGGAGAAUUUCCUGUUUCGAAACGAACAGCAGGAUUGUGAAUUUCUCCGGCAUUCGUGUGCCGGCCGGUUCGUUGUUUUUGUCAUGAGGCCGAUAAAAGCGCCCGAAACAUUAGACGCCUCGAGUGCCAAAGAAGAAACUGCUUAAUUAAUUCAGACGAACUUUCUAUAUGUUAAACGGUCAAAAAGUAAGGAUGGCGAUCGAAUUUCACGGAAGGGAUUGAGAUUCGACGAAAUUGAAACGCGAUCAAUGGAAAGGAGAAGAAAAUCGAUAGAAAGGUGACGAGUUAUUGGUAAGGAAAAGGAAGGAAAAAUGGCGCUGAUAUUUGGCAGCGUGUUGGGAGCUUUCAAAGCAGCCACUGUGCUUCUGGGCAUUGGGAAACUCGCGGUACUCCCCAUUCUACUAGCCUCAUUGGCGUACUUCAAUUACGAUCUAAUGGAUCCUGAAAACCAUCCAAAAGUGACGAGAAGCUUGCGGAAAGAGUACGAUUUCGUGGUCGUUGGGGGAGGGAGCGCCGGAAGUGUGAUCGUUAAUCGACUCACCGAGAAUCCAGCGUGGAACGUUCUUCUGCUAGAGGCCGGUGGCCACGAAACGGAAAUCACUGAUGUGCCAAUAUUGUCGUUGUAUCUUCACAAGAGUAAAAUGGAUUGGAAGUACCGUUCGCAACCACAGGACUCCGCUUGUCAGGCAAUGGUUGAUAAACGCUGUUGUUGGACGAGAGGGAAGGUUCUCGGCGGUUCCAGCGUCCUGAACACGAUGCUUUACAUCCGAGGGAAUCGUCGGGACUUUGAUCAGUGGGAAAGCUUCGGGAAUCCUGGCUGGAGUUACGAGGACGUUUUGCCAUAUUUCCGAAAGUCCAUGGACCAGAGAAAUCCGUAUUUGGCACGGAACCGAAGAUAUCACAGUACAGGAGGUUAUCUGACGAUCCAGGACGCGCCAUACAACACGCCAUUAGGAGUGGCAUUUUUACAAGCCGGUGAGGAGAUGGGUUACGACAUAGUGGACGUGAACGGUGCGCAGCAGACGGGAUUCGCGUUUUACCAGUUCACGAUGCGUCGAGGAACGCGUUGCAGUACGGCCAAAGCAUUUGUCCGUCCGAUAAGCAACCGUCCGAAUUUUCAUUUGUCGUUGUGGAGUCACGCGACGAAGGUGUUGAUAGAUCCCGGAACGAAGCGUGCCUACGGAGUCGAAUUCAUAAGAGCCGGCAAGAGGGAAGUCGUCUACGCGAAGAAGGAGGUCAUCCUGGCAGCCGGAGCGAUAAACAGUCCCCAGCUGUUGAUGCUGUCGGGCAUCGGGCCGGCGGAACACCUCAGUGAGGUGGGCAUCCCGGUGAUCCAGGACUCGCCGGGGGUCGGCCAGAACCUCCAGGACCACAUAGCCGUAGGAGGUUUGGCGUUUUUGAUCGAUCACGAGAUAAGCAUAGUGAUGAAUCGUUUGGUGAACGCGAACACGGCUCUGCGUUACGCGGUGACCGAAGACGGGCCGCUGACUUCGAGCGUCGGCCUCGAGUCGGUCGCGUUUAUAAACACGAAGUAUGCGAACAAGUCCGAGGACUGGCCGGACAUCGAAUUCAUGCUGACAUCCUCGUCGACCAGCUCCGACGGGGGCACCCAGGUGAAGAACGCUCACGGCCUCACGGACGAGUUCUACAACGAGGUUUUCGGCGAGAUCAACAACCGCGAUCUCUUCGGCGUUUUCCCCAUGAUGCUGCGCCCGAAAUCCCGCGGUUUCGUCAAGCUCCGGAGCAAAAAUCCUCUCGAUUACCCUCUCAUGUACCACAACUACCUGACCCACCCGGACGACGUCGACGUCCUCAGAGAAGGCGUCAAAGCCGCUAUCGCCUUCGGGGAAACCGCCACUAUGCGACGAUUCGGCGCUCGCUUCCACAGCAAAAAGUGGCCGAACUGCAAACACCUCGAACACUUCACGGACGAGUACUGGAACUGCGUCAUCAGACAAUACACCAUGACGAUCUACCACAUGAGCUGCACUGCCAAAAUGGGCCCGUCCACCGAUCCCAUGGCCGUCGUUGAUCCUCAACUCCGCGUUUACGGGGUCCCCGGACUCCGGGUCAUCGACGCUUCCAUCAUGCCCACCAUCACCAACGGCAACAUCAAUGCACCUGUCAUCAUGAUCGCCGAAAAAGGAUCCGAUCUUAUUAAACAACAAUGGGCCUUUGCCCAAAGAAGAGCCGACAAUUCCACCGCUGCGGUCGCUUGAACGAGCCAAAAUCAAGACUUUUCCUCUCUCUCUCUCUUGUAGUUUUUCUCUCGUCAACGAAUUCGUCCCGUCGCCUUUUACUUUUGCUGCUUGUCGUCCGAUACGACUCUCUCGGUGCACGAAGUGGCAUGAGCAGUCGAACGGACACGGAGACAAGUCGGCGACGUUUUUACGUUCGUUCGUAAUAGUUUUCGUGACUUUUGUGCACCGCGAAGCGAGGUCCGAUCUCCUCGAAACGAAGCUUCUGAACUUUCAGUUAGCAGGACGCUAAUUCGGUGCUUUUUGGAGACACUGCUCACGAGUGCGGUCGAAUGAUGUCGAAGUUUGCAACGUUCGAGUUCAACGAAAUCGUGUUAAAAAACUCUCCAACAAUUUCAGUAUCUCCAAUUCUGUUCCGCAAUUCGCAAUUCGUAGUUUUUCAACCCACACCGAUGAUUCGAGAAAUAAAAAAUUGUCUAAUUGCCAAUGUUUUUUUCGCUAAAUUCGUCCGACUCCGACGUUGCAAACUUCAGCGUCGUACGAUCGAGUGUGAAGCAACGGCGAAGGGAUUCGACGCAGUGUAAAUAGUUGGUGGGCCCAAACAGCUGAACGCUGAAUAGUUUGUAGUGUAAAUAAUACGAAAUUGUUAACGAAACGCCUCGAACUGCGGAGGUCCGAGGAUUCGUUGCUGACGUGAAAACGCCAAUGAACUAAGCAUCGCGCCCACGUAACUGAAAGAAAAAUAUAUGCAGCAGUCAUUUUUGUUUGUAUUAAUUAUGAAAACAAAAACGGUGAACGAAAGGAGAAUAUUGAAAGGCGAUUUACCGGAGUAAAGUUGCUCAAUGAAUAAUUCUAAAGAUAUUUGUAUAUAGAUGUAUCCAUUAAUAAUGACGUUUGCUCCUGUAACCAACUUCAAUGACCAGACCAGUCGUUCUUGCCACACGGUUAACUCCGCCAAUAUCUACGACGCCGUUCCGCAGCUUCUAUUAAUAAAAUGGAAGUGUUUUUCACUAGAAUUUUAUCGAUGGACUGACGUCGAUAAACUCGAUUCUAAAAGGUUGAUCGUUCGAAUGAAUUCAUCAGGAUCCACUGUGUCGACGAUUGUUUUAAAUUUCGCAAACGAAUAAUUCGCCAAGCUUUCGAUCGUCCAGCCGAGUUUUUGUCAAUUUUUCCCAAAGACUAAUGGAAACCGUUGAGAGUAUGGAUCAGUCGACUAAACUCACUUGGAAUUUGCGAAAUCGAAAUUCUUCAAUCGGUCAAACUGUUUCGAAGAAUUUCGAUUUCGAAAUUUGCUGCUAUCUCUCUCGCACUUGCGCUUGCAAUAAACCGACUGAUCCGUUCUCUUAAUUAGGAAUUAUUUUUGUAGCUCCAUUGGGAGAGUUCAUGAUCAUUUUGUAAGUUAUGCAAAAGAAAUAAAAUAAUUUUUUUCA